Messenger RNA from Drosophila simulans, 7250 nucleotides. It is a transcript of the gene Gug, whose product is annotated as arginine-glutamic acid dipeptide repeats protein. Lineage: Eukaryota; Metazoa; Arthropoda; Insecta; Diptera; Drosophilidae. The transcript is spliced from 15 exons. The coding region runs from base 1012 to 7041 and encodes 2009 amino acids. The record is from RefSeq and is a predicted model, not a curated record. Gene Ontology annotation, cellular component: nucleus. Gene Ontology annotation, molecular function: transcription corepressor activity.
CCAGCAGCAAUGCUGCCACUCUGCCACCGCGAGCCUUGCCAGACCCCGCAAAGUAUAUAUUUUUACAAAAUGGUGGCUUCUUCGCGGAGAAAUUCGUAGUGGCGAUUUUUAACAAAAAGCACGCAUCUUGGCCAGCCAAUUAUUGCAAUUUGCUGGCGAAAACAUUCGCAACGACGCUGGCUGCGGCGUGUGGCUGGAAAAUCCGCGAAAAAGCAACCGAAAAUCGUGCAAGAACCCAGUGAAAAUAACUGAAAGCGAAGGCAGGCAAUAAAAAAACGCAAGCAAGCAACCAAAGUGCGUGCCUGUGUGUGUGUGUGUUCGUGUGUACGUCUGUGUGCGCUGCUCUCUGUCUGUGCCUGUGUGUCGAGUGUGCCUCUCUGUCAGUGUGUGUGUGCGCAAAGUGUAUGCAAAAAAAGAAGAAGAGAAACGGAGAAGAGCAUUAAAAAAAAAGCGUACGACGAGUUUCACGCGCGCCCAACAACAAAAACACCAGAAAGCAGCACCAGCAACAACAACAAAAUCCAACAACACUUGGCAGCAGCGGCAGCAAUAAAAAAAAGCAACACAGCAACAACAAGCAGGCAGCGAAACCUGUGUUUGUGCAAAUUAACCAAAAUAUACAUUUCCGGCUACUCGCUGCCCCCUCGCUGAGCAACAACUACAACAACAACACCAAUAACAACAGCAGGAACAACAAUAUCAAGAACAACAGGAGCAGAGCAACAAGAAGCACCAAGACCGCCGCCCACCCCCUUUGAAAAUCCAUCGACACAGCACCACAUCAGCAUCGUCGUCAUCAUCAUCAUCAUCCUCAGCAACUUGGAGUCUGGAAUCUGGAGACGGAGACCGUAGACCGGAGUUACUUUGCCGCCUGCUGCUGGAGAGAGGAGCAUCUUCGUGCGGAACGCCUCGACGAUACACAACCCCGACUACGGAUUCAUGUUGAAUUUUCAUAUCGUAGAGGGCAUAAAAAGGCUUAGCACUGGACCGGAAGCGUGUUUUUAAAGGGUGAUGGCGGCCUCCACUCAAGGAGAAAUUCGAGUGGGUCCCGGCCACCAGGUAAACGAUGUCUAUGCAAAACUGCCCGAUUAUAAUCCAAUCUCAAGCUUCCCCAUCGACAAGGAAACCGAUGAACGUGAACUAGAGGAAUCAAGAUGGAGUCCAGGCGUUGUGGCCGAUGGCGACUUGUUAAUGUUCUUGCGUGCGGCUCGCUCCAUGGCUGCAUUUCAAGGAAUGUGUGAUGGUGGUUUAGAAGACGGUUGUUUGGCUGCUAGUCGCGACGACACUACAAUAAACGCACUCGACGUGCUCCACGAUUCUGGCUACGAUCCAGGCAAAGCUCUACAAGCGCUCGUAAAGUGCCCCGUUUCGAAGGGCAUCGACAAGAAGUGGACCGAGGACGAAACAAAGAAAUUCAUCAAGGGUCUGCGUCAGUUUGGGAAGAACUUCUUCCGCAUCCAUAAGGACCUGCUGCCGCACAAGGACACGCCGGAGCUGGUCGAGUUCUACUAUCUGUGGAAGAAGACGCCCGGCGCGAACAAUAAUCGGCCACACAGGCGACGCCGCCAAAGCGCCCUGCGACGCAACCGUGUCACGCGGGCCAACAACAGCAACAGCAACACUCCUCCGAAGAAGGAGGACACUCCAGAACCACAAACUGCGACGACGGCGACGGCGGCGGCAACCGCGGCGUCCGAGACGGCGAGUCGCUCAUCGCCCGCUGUCUCCAAGGAGGAGAACAGCUCGCUCACCGAGGACGACGCCAGCGAGUGCGACAGUGAUUCGAGUCUGACCCACAAAAGGGAUGAAUCACCCUCAAGGAUGAGGACGCGUAACAAGCAACAGAACAACAACAGCAGCACCAGCAGCGGUAACAACACGGCCGGAAACGGUGGCGGUAACGCCACAUCCAUAAGCAGCGGAUCAACCGGCGGCGGUGCCGCUGGCGGCAAUAGUUCGUCUAAGGAUCAAUCAGCCAACGCCGUGGCUAAUGGCAAGCGACCCAAGAGGGGCUCCGAAACACCGGACGUUUCCGGCGGAGCCUCGGUCGAUAGUCCCAAGACACCGACGAAGGCUGUGGCCGAGAGUUCGGCCAACAAGCGCAAGGGUGGCAAGCAGGAUACGCCCAACAAGAAGAAGCGAACGGAGCAAGAGUCCAACGAGCCAAGCGCCCAUGAGGAGAAUGUCAUCAAGGAGAAGCGCAAGAGACCGGACAGCCCGGUUGAGAGUAUGAACUCGGAUAGCAGACCGGAUUCAGUGCUCGACGAUGGGGAAUCGAAUACCACGGACACCACCACCGCCGAGCAGCAGUCCACAAAGGACAGCAAGGAGACGGUCAGCUGCAAGGAGGAGCGCGAAAUGGUCACCAACGAUCUGGAGGCCAAGGCCGAGGAAAAGGCCAUCAAGGCAGAGGCUUUGGCGGAAGACAGCAAGGAUAGCGCCAUCAAGAACAUGGACGAGGAGACUAACAUCCAGGCGCCUACCAGUGCAGAGACAAGUUUGGUGGAUGGUCCCAAUCCUAAUGCCUUGCCCAGUCCGGUGGCCGCACCGAUCACUAUGAAGGUGCCGACAAUUGCCACCGUUGAGGCGCUGAACGCGUCCGUCGACCGCAAGGAGGCCAUCGAGAAGAUGGAGUCGUGCGACAGCGAUCCGGAGAUGCUUAAAAAACUGGCAACCAUUAAGCAGGAAGUAUCUCCGCAGCAGCAACAGCACAUGCAACAGCAAUCACAGCAGCAGAUGCAGCAGCAACUCGCGCCUGUUGGCAUACCGCAACCUCCGUCUUGCCCGCCUUCGGAAUCAGUCUAUAUCAAAAAGGAGCCCAUGGAGGACUCGAUGGACGCCACCUGUAAUCAGAACAGCAACGAACCGCAGGACUUAAAGGUGAAGAUCGAGAUUAAAAACGAGGAUGCAUUGAAGCACAGUGCUGGAAGUCUGCCGCCUUCAGGCCCGUGUGCACCGCCUUCAGCUCUACAUCCGCUCUCCGGAGCUCCGGUAGAGAGCGGCCAGGAGCCACUGCACCUGCAACACAUGCCUCAUGGACAAGUAACAACGCAACCGCCCCCUGGCUACCUAAUUGAUGGCCAGCUAAAGUAUGGACCAUCGGGACAAGGCGUGCCUCCACAGCCACCACAACUGCACAGCGAUGCGGCUGGAGGAGUCAGCGGAGCACCACCUGGAGCGCCGACCACGCCCCAGAAGUAUCCGCCCGAGAUGGAGAUGAAGUUUGCUCCCCAGGAUCUCAAGUAUCCCCCACCGCCGCCUCUAGACGCACUCAAGUACAGCCAAGAGAUGCAAGCUGCGGCGGCGGCAGCGGCUGCUGCUGGCAAAUACGAUAUGAAGUACAUGAUGGAGCAGCAGGGCAAGUACAACGUGGAGUUGUCAGCUGCACAUCAGCCGCCAAGCAAGCCGGGCUACCAGGACUCGCUUAAGAUACCCGAUAUUAAGCCCGGUUUCGGCCACCUGCCGCACAACGUUGGCUCUCCGCUUGACGCCGCCCAUAAAUACGGACCGCCGCCGACGUCGCAAGAGUCCCAGCAACAGCAGCCCCAGCCGCCGGCACAUCAGGUACCGCCGGGAGCAACUCCACCACCUGGUAUCGCCAUGCCCAAGCCGCACUACCAACACGAUGUGCAAACGCCACCGUUGGGACGACCCUUUGAGCCUACCGGACUAAUGCUCAAGUAUGGCGAUCCACUGGCAGCCAAAUACGGCCCGCCACAGGAUCUCAAGUACCCGAUGCCUCCGGUUUCUCAGGCGGGACCAGCGGACGUAAAGCCUUAUGGCGGCGAGAAUUUGAUCAAGUCCUCACCGUACGGACCGCCGCCGGAGAGUCCUAUCGAUGCCUCUGCGCGCUCUACACCUGGUCAGGACAGCCAGGGCAGCAAUAGCAAUUCACAGCCGCCCUCAAUGCCUCCGCAACCGCAGCAGUUCCAGUCGCCGCAUCCCUCGCCGCAUAUGCCUUCGCCAGCAGGAGGUGGGCUACCACCGGGAAUGCAUCCGCAAAAUCUCAUCCACGGCCCGCCACCAGGUGCAGCGGGUGGCAGUGGCCCCCAGCCGCCUCCACCGCCCACAUCGCUGCACCAGCCCACGCCCACGUCUGCAGGUCCACCCAGUCUGCAACAUGGACUACAUCCUGGCCACCAGCACUCACAACUGUCUGCGGCAUCAUCGAUGCCGCCGAGCUCGAUUGGAAUUCCUCCCACGCUCUCGACUAUGGCGCCCUCGCACAUGCACCCGCACCUUCAUCCACAUGCGCAUUUGCAGGGUCUCCAUCGGCCGCACGAUCUGCCGCCCAGUAUGCAUCCGCAUGCUCCCAUGCCGCUGUCGUUGCAGGGGCAUCCGCAGCACGGACAUGGAUUGCCGCCCUCGCACACUUCUCAGCAACAGCAGCAGCAACAACAACAACAGCCCGGCGGACCAGCUGGCACGGUGCGAACUCCGUCACCAGCCCAGCAGCCGCCGAGAUCCAUGCACGAUCCGCAAUCGUCUCGAGAGCCGCCCACAUCGCAGCCCUCGACCACUAUGGCAGGAUCGAGUGGUCCGGGUGGACCACCGCCGCAACAGUCGCCGCAUGCGCAUCGCACAUCACCGUUGCCAGGGCUCGCGGGUAGUGGUCCUCCACCUCCGGGACUCAUCGGUCAUCCGAUGGCCAUACACCCGCACCUGGCCCACUUGCCGCCCGGACAUCCGGCUCACGCAGCGCUGGCCCAUCCUGGACACCAUCUGCUGUCGCACUCGAUAGCGGGCUUGGGUCCUGGCGGUGGACCCAUCGCGUUGCUGGCCGGACCCGGUGGGCUUGGAGGUAUUCCAGAGUCCGCUCUAAGUCGCCGCACCCCGCCCUCACACCUGCCGCACUCGCAUGCCUCUUCGGCCCCACUGACGGCGCACUCGGUGGCCAGUAUGACGUCCACCAGUAUGUCGCUGACCACCAGCACGGUGCCAUCGUCCGCCUUUAGCCGCGCCAGUCCCAGCGUACAGAUCUCGAGCAGUGGAGGAGGACCUUCAGGCCCCGGAAGCGUUGGACCUGGAGGAUUGCCAAACUCAUCGGCAGCGGCGGCGGCUGCGGCAGCUGCUCAUCGGGCAGCCUCGCCGGCAUCCAGCGUAAGCAGCCUAAGUCGGCAGAGUCCGCUGCAUCCGGUGCCGCAGUCGCCGCUCAGCCAUCAUCCCUCGUCUUCUGCGUUAUCCGCCGCAGCAGCUGCUGUGGCGGAGCGGGAUCGACAUGCGCUGAUGCGACAGCAAUCGCCACACAUGACUCCACCUCCGGUGUCCAACGCCUCUUUAAUGGCGAGUCCUCUGAGCAAGAUGUACGCUCCACAGCCGGGUCAGAGGGGCUUGGGUACAUCACCGCCACCACAUUUGCGGCCAGGAGCAUCACCACCGGUCAUUCGCCACCCGCAGAUGCCUCUACCGUUGCCACUGAUUGCGCCCGGCGGAGGAAUCCCGCAGAUUGGAGUGCAUCCGGGUCAGUCACCGUAUCCGCACCCGCUACUGCAUCCCUCGGUAUUCUAUUCGCCGCAUCACCAUCCAUUUAAUUCGCCAUACGGCUAUGCGCCUUAUGGUCCUGGAUUCCCGGCAUACAUGAAGCCGCCACCACAGCCAGGACAGCUCGAUCCGGCAGCCGUGAUGGCGGCCCACCAUGCUGGAUUGCAAGGGCCACCACCCCAGCAAAUGCGCCAGGACGAGCAGAAUGCAGCGGCCGCCGCUGCACAAGCAGCUGCUGAGAAACAACACCAAGCGGCUGCAGCAGCGGCAGCCCAGCAGCACAAGGCGCCGCAACAACAACCGCCUGGCGGAAUGCCACCCAACAAACCGCCAACGCCAAAGACGCCGCAGGGUCCGGGCGGUGGAAUGCCCCCAGGAAUGGGUGGACCGGGAACACCGACGGGACUGCCGCCAGGUGCCUAUCCUGGCAGCCAUAUGCCGGGAUAUCCACAAGGGCCGCCUCAUGGGUCACCCUUUGCGCCACAAGAUGGUCAGCCUCACGGCCUGAAGCCCACAUCGCACAUGGACGCCCUACGAGCCCACGCACACUCAGCCAACUCGGCGGGAAUGGGCGGUGGACACCAUCCUACGGAGCCAUUGCCCAUUGAUAUUGAACCGGAUCCAGAGCCAGAGAUUCCCAGUCCAACGCACAACAUACCACGUGGUCCCAGUCCCGAAGCAAAACCGGACGACACCGAAUGCCAUCGCUCUCAGUCUGCCAUAUUUGUGCGCCACAUCGAUCGUGGGGAUUACAAUUCGUGCACGAGAACAGAUUUGAUCUUCAAGCCGGUGGCCGACUCGAAGUUGGCCCGCAAGCGUGAAGAACGCGACCGCAAGCUGGCCGAAAAGGAGCGUGAGCGGCGACAGCAGCAGCAGCAACAACAACAGCAGCAGCAACAACAGCAAGCAGCAGCCGCGCAACAGGCGGCACAGCAAGCUAAGAUGAAGGCGGAGCUGAAGCCACCGUAUGCGGAUACGCCGGCACUGCGUCAACUGUCCGAGUACGCUCGUCCCCACGUCGCCUUCAGUCCUGUUGAGCAGAUGGUGCCAUAUCAUCAUCCAAUGGGCCCCAUGUACAGAGAGAGGGAACUGGAGGAGAUCAAAAACGCACAAGCUGCUGCGGCGAGUCAAUCCCGACUAGAUCCGCACUGGAUGGAAUACUAUCGACGCGGCAUCCACCCCUCACAGUUCCCGCUGUAUGCGAAUCCGGCGAUAUCGCAGAUGGAGAGGGAGCGUCUGGGAAUUCCACCUCCGCACCAUGUGGGGUUGGACCCGGGCGAGCACAUGGUGCGUAUGAUACGAUUGACGAGAGAAUAUCAUGCACACUCUCAUACUCAUUUACAUUUGCCUUUGCAUCCACAGCCGCAACCACCGGAGGCCGGUUUCCAACUGCCACCGAAUGUUGGCCAGUAUCCGCGGCCAAAUAUGCUUAUACCUAGGGAGCCGCACUCGGAUGUCCUGCUGCGCAUGUCCUAUGCCGACCAACUACAGUAUUUACAGGCCGCCGAGUUCCAGCGACAGUCCCUGCAUGAUCAGUACUUUAGACAACGGCCCAGAUAAGUGGACAGACAGCAAUUGUAGAGAGCAAGCAACUGAACAAAGACAAUACUCGGGCCGCGGCCGUGAGGAACUGCUUUGUGUGAUUUUUGUGUUCAAGCGUUUACAUUUUGUUUUCCACACGCACAACCCCACAUACUCACCACAAAACAAACAUCAACAUCAUCUGCAGAGACGACGUCAGCGUAUAUGGCUCAAGAAUCCAGAAACCA